AUGCCUCCCAAGAGAGCGCGCAAUAGCUCGCCCGCGACCGAACGACGCGAGCGGCUGACUCUGGCCAAACUGGCCAGCUAUGACGAUGUCGCAACCGAUGCGCUGGUGGAUCAUGCUUAUUUUUGGACCACUACUCGAAAGAACCGCACCAAGUAUAGCCCUGCCCGCGGCAUCCACGACGACGACAUUGGGCGCAUUCUUCUCCACGAUGUCAUUGUCAACAAGGAUAUCCCAGCCGCCGAACGCAAGUUGUUGGAUAUCUCAGGCCUCAAGAAAUACAUGGCAAAUCUCCGCAGCCCACGGGAGAAGGAGUGGUUUCGCCGACACAUUCGCAAGUACAUUCAGAUGUAUCUUCCAGACUGUCCAUUCGAGGUCACCACCACCAACCGAUACAUCAUCACGCAACAUGAAGCUGCAAUUUGUGCUCGCAGGUCUAUCAAAAAGGGCGAGGAAAUAAAAUACCUGAGUGGAACGCUCGUGUCCAUGACACACGAAGAAGAGUUGGAUCUUGGCUUGACCCGUAAAGACUUCAGCAUCGUGAUGUCCAGUCGCCGCAAGUCCCCAUCAUUCUUUUUGGGCCCUGCUCGCUUUGCCAAUCAUGACUGUGACGCCAAUGGUAGUUUGACGACCCGGGGAAACGAGGGCAUGUCUGUCUUGGCUAUGCGCGACAUUUAUGAGGGGGAAGAAAUCACGGUCUCGUAUGGUGAAGACUACUUCGGCGUUGAUAAUUGCGAGUGUUUAUGCCUCACCUGUGAAAGAGCCGUCCGAAACGGUUGGUCUACGAAUACAGACUCGGACGCCAACAGCAAAGAGUCCAGCCCUGUGUCUGAUGCAGCACAGGUUGAAGAUGGCGCUGCAAGCAGGAAGCGCCGACGCAGCUCGGAAGUGGAUGAUUCUGAUAGCUCCUCGUCUGUGACUUGCUCUACCCCGCGCAAACGGGCGAAGUUCCAGCGGCAGAUUUCCAAAUUGCGAAAGGAGAUCUCCGCUUCUGAACUUGCUGGCGAAUCAGCACCAACACCUGGAUCGGACGCCACCCCUAUUCCGGAUACUGUUCUUAUACCAACGAGUAUUUUGACCAAAUCAUCGCCUCAAGUGGCCAAACUGAAGGAGGAGAUUUCAGAAUUAACUGCAGAAGCAUCACCUGACUCACUAACGCCGGGCUCGCUCGCUGCAGAAUCGGGGUUGUCAGGUGUUGUUACCCCAAGCGAUAAAAAUGAGGACAUUCGCAAAAAUCCAACCCCCACAGGUUAUGGGUCGCCCAAGUCCAACGCCGACGAAUCUCACCGAUCCUCGACGUCGACUUCCCCCACAACUGUGGACGACAUUGGAGCCCGGAUCAAAACCGAGGAAAGCGCAUUCGAACCAACUGAAUCAGAAACACCUAACGGUGACAAUCGUCCAGAAGUCUCUCUCGAAGGUCAGCGCGUUUCCACAUACACUAUGGAUCAUGAUCUCCGAGAAGGACCAUCAGACUUACCAGACUCCCUUACAUUAGAUGAUACCAAUGAGACCCCAAUCGAACAGCCUAAGAAGAAAAGGUCAUACAAAAAGCGCCGAUUCAUCGUUGACUCGGUCGAGACUGAGUCGCAAGUUGCCCGAGUCCCCGGAGACUACACCAAGACAUCACGGCUACUUGCUCAGAAGUAUGAUCGCUGGGUUGAGUGCCAAACCUGUGAUGCAUGGUUCCUUCAAUCGAACUCGUAUCUCACACGACGCGAAUGUCCACGUUGUGAACGCCACUCCAAGCUUUAUGGGUUCCAAUGGCCCUACACCGAUAAAAAUCCGGACGGGGAAGAGCGAGUUAUGGACCACCGCACAGUCCAUCGGUUUUUGUCCCCCGAUGCACAAAUGCGCAUUAAUCGUCGAGACCGCGGCGUGAGCUUUGGAAUCACUCCCACGCCUGAACUGUCUGACACGCACACCCCCGAAACGGAGACUAGUGACGCCAAUGAGUCUCGCCGCGAUGCGAGGGCAAGCCGCCGGCGCACUAGAGAGCUUCGUAUGACUAUGUAA
Penicillium soppii is the source of this 2013-nucleotide messenger RNA. RefSeq names its product SET domain-containing protein. The coding region runs from base 1 to 2013 and encodes 670 amino acids. Gene Ontology annotation, cellular component: nucleus. Gene Ontology annotation, molecular function: histone H4K20 methyltransferase activity; protein binding. The record is from RefSeq and is a predicted model, not a curated record. The transcript is spliced from 2 exons. NCBI's taxonomy places the organism in Eukaryota, Fungi, Ascomycota, Eurotiomycetes, Eurotiales, Aspergillaceae.